CUUUUGGUGAGUCUUGUUCAAGGGACACAGAUGUGCUGCGAUGGUGACAUAAGCCAUUGACUGAGACUGGGAAAGGAGCCCGAACGCACCUUUGUCUUUGACCUUUGAAUGGUGCCUCUAUUGGAAUAGCCUGCGGAGGGCUUAUACAGCAUGAGUUUUAUCAUGAAGCUUCACAGACACUUUCAGAGGACGGUGGUACUGCUUGCCACCUUUUGUAUGGUGAGCAUUCUCAUUUCUGCUUACUACCUGUACACUGGCUACAAACAGGACAGCGAACUCUCUGAGAUGGCUUCAGAGGUGGACUGUGGCGACCUCCCACACCUACCCGAGAGGCUCGUGGACGUGAAGACAACCAAGUUUUUUGAUGCCUCAAGGACAGACCCCGUAGUCUUAGUGUUUGUGGAGAGUCAGUACUCAUCCCUUGGCCAAGACAUCAUUCUGAUUCUGGAAUCAAGUAGAUUCCAGUAUCACAUUGAGAUCGCUCCUGGAAAGGGAGAUCUUCCAGCACUGACAGACAAAACUAAAGGCAAAUAUUGUCUCAUUAUUUAUGAGAAUAUUUUAAAGUAUAUAAAUAUGGACUCUUGGAAUCGAAGCCUUUUGGAUAAGUACUGUGUCGAAUAUGGUGUGGGGAUUAUUGGGUUCCACAAAGCUAGCGAGAAGAGUCUCCAGAGCUUCCAGCUGAAAGGUUUCCCCUUUUCCACAUACGGAAGUCUUGCAGUGAAGGAUUGCUGCAUUAACCCUCAUUCUCCACUGCUUCGUGUGACCAAAUCUUCUAAGCUUGAAAAAGGUUCUUUACCUGGAGCUGAUUGGACAGUUUUUCAGAUUAAUCACUCGGCCUACCAACCAGUAAUAUUUGCCAAAGUAAAGACCCCAGAAAACCUUUUUCCUCCCAUCUCUAAAGGUGCUUUGUAUGCCACUAUCAUCCAUGACCUGGGGCUUCAUGAUGGAAUUCAGCGAGUUCUUUUUGGCAACAACUUGAACUUUUGGCUGCACAAGCUCAUCUUCAUCGAUGCCGUCUCCUUCUUAUCAGGGAAGAGGCUGACACUGUCCUUGGACAGGUACAUCCUCGUGGACAUUGAUGACAUAUUUGUGGGAAAGGAGGGGACGAGGAUGAACACCAAUGAUGUGAAGGCCCUGCUUGAUACUCAGAAUCUUUUGCGUGCACAAAUCACAAAUUUCACAUUCAACCUGGGAUUUUCAGGGAAAUUUUACCACACAGGAACAGAAGAGGAAGAUGAAGGAGACGACUGUCUUCUGGGGUCUGUGGACGAGUUCUGGUGGUUCCCUCACAUGUGGAGCCACAUGCAGCCCCACCUCUUCCACAACGAGUCCUCCUUGGUCGAGCAGAUGAUCCUCAACAAAAAAUUUGCCUUAGAGCAUGGCAUUCCUACCGACAUGGGCUAUGCAGUUGCCCCUCACCAUUCAGGUGUCUACCCUGUGCAUGUUCAGCUCUACGAAGCCUGGAAGAAGGUUUGGAAUAUUAAAAUCACGAGCACAGAAGAAUAUCCACAUCUGAAACCGGCUAGAUACCGGAGGGGCUUCAUCCACAAAAACAUCAUGGUCCUCCCAAGACAAACAUGUGGGCUUUUCACCCACACAAUUUUCUACAAAGAAUAUCCAGGAGGCCCUAAAGAACUAGACAAGAGUAUCCAAGGAGGUGAACUUUUCUUCACAGUGGUCCUCAACCCAAUCAGCAUUUUCAUGACCCAUUUGUCCAACUAUGGGAAUGACCGGCUGGGACUGUACACGUUUGUUAAUCUGGCCAAUUUUGUGCAGAGCUGGACCAACCUGCGACUUCAGACUCUGCCUCCAGUGCAGCUGGCUUACAAGUAUUUUGAGCUCUUCCCUGAUCAGAAAGACCCGCUCUGGCAGAAUCCCUGUGAUGAUAAACGCCACAGAGACAUUUGGUCUAAAGAAAAAACGUGUGAUCGCUUACCAAAAUUCUUGGUAAUAGGACCCCAGAAAACUGGUACCACUGCUUUGUAUUUGUUCCUGGUUAUGCAUCCUUCCAUCCUUAGUAACUCCCCCAGCCCAAAAACCUUUGAGGAGGUACAGUUCUUUAAUAGAAAUAACUACCACAGGGGGAUUGAUUGGUAUAUGGAUUUCUUCCCAGUUCCAUCUAAUAUCACCACUGACUUUCUGUUUGAGAAGAGUGCCAAUUACUUCCACUCAGAGGAAGCUCCAAAGAGAGCAGCUUCUCUGGUCCCCAAAGCCAAGAUUAUCACCAUUCUUAUUGACCCAUCUGACCGUGCAUACUCCUGGUACCAGCACCAGAGAUCACAUGAAGACCCUGCAGCUCUGAAGUUUAGCUUCUAUGAAGUGAUCUCAGCUGGGCCCCGUGCACCCUCUGAACUCAGAGCCUUACAGAAGAGAUGUUUGGUCCCUGGGUGGUAUGCCAGCCACAUCGAGAGAUGGCUUGUUUAUUUCCCCCCCAUUCAGCUGCUAAUUAUUGAUGGUCAACAGCUAAGAACUGAUCCUGCUACAGUGAUGGAUGAAGUACAGAAGUUUCUAGGAGUCUCUCCUCAUUAUAAUUACUCAGAAGCCUUAACGUUUGAUUCUCAUAAAGGUUUCUGGUGUCAGCUACUAGAAGAAGGUAAAACGAAAUGCCUUGGAAAGAGCAAAGGAAGAAAAUACCCUCCAAUGGAUUCUGAUAGCAGGGCAUUUCUGUCAAGCUACUAUCGAGAUCACAAUGUGGAACUCUCAAAGCUGCUGCACAAACUGGGGCAGCCUCUGCCCUCCUGGCUGAGACAGGAGCUACAGAAAGUGAGAUAGCACUGAGCGGAAAACCUCUGGAGAAUUCAUCUUCCAUGAAACAUUGCACCUUGUCCAAAGCUCCCAGAAGCUACCAAAUGGCUGUUGGAAAAUAUACCUCUUCAAAUGAGAAAAAAAGAACAAAGUUCCUUCCAUGUGCUGGCAUGUGGAUGAUUAGGAAAAACAAAAACAAAAACAUUUCUAUUACAAGCCUUGAGACCUAUGGCCUUUCUCUUGACCCAUAUCUGAGCCUGUGGGAUUAUUGAAGACUACUGGGCACUCAUGUGGAAGUCAGUAACCACCAACGUAAAUAUCAAAUAGAAAUGCAAAACUGUUCCAUUUCAUGGUAAUAUUUCCACUUUUAUAUAUCAACUAAGAUUGUGUCUCUGUAGAUUUUUAGACCACUGUCUGCCUGUAAAAUGUUUUCUAAUUCUUUGAUUCUAUAAGGUGUCCUGCAAAAGAAGAGACAAAAUACAAUGUAAUAUAAAAUGCAAAAAGCAUAACACCCAUGAAAAAUGCUUGCCAAAAUUUAAAUCCACUGAAGUAUUUAGAAAGAACUGUAAAUUAUAAUUUGUGCUUCAUCAGAGUGGAAAAGUUACAUAUAAACUUUACCUGCAUCAAAAAAUAAUAAGUGCUAUAGCAAAAAAAAAAAAGUGAUUUUUUUG
Molecule: messenger RNA, 3416 nt
Organism: Tupaia belangeri chinensis (Chinese tree shrew)
Lineage: Eukaryota; Metazoa; Chordata; Mammalia; Scandentia; Tupaiidae
Gene: NDST3
Product: N-deacetylase and N-sulfotransferase 3
Exons: 13
Coding region: 151-2772 (873 amino acids)
Cellular component (GO): Golgi apparatus
Molecular function (GO): heparan sulfate N-sulfotransferase activity; deacetylase activity; hydrolase activity
Source: RefSeq, a predicted model, not a curated record